AUGGUGGGCAGCUUGCCUGGAUUAGCCACUUCGACUUCUGACCAUUCCCUGAUACGGCUUGAACGCGGUCGGAUCAGAAAGGAUUCGGACAUGGAAAUCAUGACACACAAUGCAAGGAAUGCGUCCAGGAAUGUAGAAGACACUUUGACCGCUGCAGCUGGAAUUCAACUUAUGUGCGAGAUAACGACAGUAACGGCGGUUUAG
This is a messenger RNA of Cylicocyclus nassatus, 204 nucleotides long. NCBI's taxonomy places the organism in Eukaryota, Metazoa, Nematoda, Chromadorea, Rhabditida, Strongylidae. The record is from the annotation of a GenBank genome assembly.